Messenger RNA from Ictidomys tridecemlineatus (thirteen-lined ground squirrel), 3451 nucleotides. The record is from RefSeq and is a predicted model, not a curated record. NCBI's taxonomy places the organism in Eukaryota, Metazoa, Chordata, Mammalia, Rodentia, Sciuridae.
AAACUUAAUUUAAUGGGUUGAUGUCCCAUAGCCUACUGCGUCAGGUUUGUGUUACGGUCCGCCUUCCUCCUGCUGCCAGUCUGUGGAAGGGGAAGUGAUGUACAUCCGGUGUAAUGGCGGCGCGGUGGAGCUUUAGCGUCUUUGUUGCUGAAAGCCAGCACCAGCGGUGGUUGCUUCCUCCAUGGUGUGCAACGUGUUUCAGACGCGGAUCACCGGAGCCUCUCGAGCCGAAAGGCUCACCAGGGCCCUUUCCUAGUGCCUGGGUCCCGGGAUCAAGGGGGUGGGAUCAGUGAACUGUGGUUAAUGAACCUUGUGGAAGCUUCGCUCUUGCCUUUUUCCAACGGAAUAUCCCUGUGAUGUUUGCAGACAGAAAAAGUAAACUGUCCAGCAAUCCAAACUAUUGUGUACUUAUUACUUGGACCAACUUGAGGAACGAUUCUUUGAUCAGACUAGUUGGCAAUAGAAAAUGAAAAGCAGUGUGGCACAGAUAAAACAUUCUUCUGGUCAUGACAGAAGGGAAAACUAUAAUUCAUAUCAGAGGACCUCUUCUCCAGAAGACAGAUAUGCAGAACAAGAAAGGUCUCCUCGGGAUAGAGAUUACUUUGAUUAUAGCAGGUCAGACUAUGAGCAUUCAAGAAGAGGACAUUCUUAUGAUGGUGGCAUGGAAUCACGAAGCAGGGAUCGAGAAAAACGCAGAGAGAGAGAAAGAGAUAUGGAUCGGAAAAGGUCCCGAAAAUCCCCAUCUCCUGGGAGAAGAAGCCCAGAACCAUCAGUAAUCCAGAGUUCUUCCCAGGAUGAACCUACUGCAAAGAAGAAGAAGGAUGAAUUGGACCCUCUUCUUACUCGCACUGGUGGAGCAUAUAUUCCUCCUGCGAAGCUCAGAAUGAUGCAAGAACAGAUUACAGAUAAGAACAGUUUAGCAUACCAAAGGAUGAGCUGGGAGGCCCUAAAGAAGUCAAUCAAUGGUCUUAUCAAUAAAGUCAACAUUUCUAAUAUAAGUAUUAUUAUUCAAGAGCUUCUUCAGGAAAAUAUAGUUAGAGGAAGAGGACUCCUGUCCAGAUCUGUUUUGCAAGCCCAGAGUGCUUCUCCAAUCUUCACCCAUGUUUAUGCAGCAUUGGUGGCAAUAAUCAACUCAAAAUUUCCACAAAUUGGAGAAUUAAUCCUCAAGAGGUUAAUUCUUAAUUUUCGAAAAGGCUAUAGAAGAAAUGAUAAGCAACUUUGUCUGACUGCUUCAAAAUUCGUGGCACAUCUUAUUAACCAAAAUGUGGCACAUGAGGUUUUAUGCUUAGAGAUGCUCACUUUGCUCCUAGAAAGACCAACAGAUGAUAGUGUUGAAGUAGCCAUUGGUUUUCUCAAAGAAUGUGGCCUCAAAUUAACACAAGUGUCACCAAGAGGUAUCAAUGCUAUCUUUGAACGCCUUCGAAACAUUCUGCAUGAAUCUGAAAUUGAUAAAAGAGUUCAGUAUAUGAUUGAAGUGAUGUUUGCUGUACGGAAGGAUGGAUUCAAGGAUCACCCUAUUAUCCUGGAAGGACUUGACUUAGUUGAAGAAGAUGAUCAGUUCACCCAUAUGCUUCCUUUGGAGGAUGACUAUAAUCCAGAAGAUGUUCUUAAUGUUUUCAAGAUGGAUCCUAAUUUUAUGGAGAAUGAAGACAAGUACAAAGCUAUUAAGAAGGAAAUUCUUGAUGAAGGAGAUAGUGAUUCAAACACAGACCAAGAUGCUGAAAGUAGUGAAGAGGAGGAGGAAGAAGAGGAGGAAGGAGAAGAAGAUGAAGAAGGUCAGAAAGUGACUAUCCAUGACAAAACAGAAAUUAAUCUAGUCUCAUUUCGUCGUACAAUAUAUCUUGCUAUUCAGUCAAGUUUAGAUUUUGAAGAAUGUGCUCACAAACUGCUGAAAAUGGAGUUUCCUGAAAGUCAAACAAAAGAACUCUGCAAUAUGAUACUUGAUUGUUGUGCCCAACAAAGAACAUAUGAAAAAUUUUUUGGCUUACUAGCUGGGCGAUUUUGCAUGCUUAAAAAGGAAUACAUGGAAUCCUUUGAAAGCAUAUUCAAAGAGCAGUAUGAUACAAUCCAUCGCUUGGAAACAAACAAAUUGAGAAAUGUUGCUAAGAUGUUUGCUCACCUUUUGUACACUGAUUCACUUCCAUGGAGUGUUCUAGAAUGUAUAAAACUGAGUGAAGAAACUACUACAUCAUCUAGUAGAAUUUUUGUCAAAAUAUUUUUCCAGGAACUGUGUGAAUACAUGGGCCUUCCUAAACUUAAUGCAAGAUUAAAGGAUGAAACUCUACAACCAUUCUUUGAAGGAUUAUUACCACGAGAUAAUCCAAGAAAUACUCGGUUUGCCAUCAACUUUUUUACUUCUAUAGGUCUUGGAGGUUUAACGGAUGAACUUCGUGAGCAUCUUAAAAAUACACCAAAGGUUGUUGUGGCACAAAAACCAGAUGUUGAGCAAAAUAAAUCCUCCCUGACUUCUUCAUCUUCAGCAUCGUCCUCUUCUGAGUCUGACUCCUCUGACUCUGAUUCUGACAGCAGCGAGAGCAGUUCGGAGUCUUCUAGUGAGGAGAGUGACUCUUCAUCUACCAGUAGUCAGAGCUCUGCCUCAGCUAAAGAUGUAAGAAAGAAGGGACAAGGGAAGACUAGAAGUAAAGAAGUAGAUAAAUCAAUCAGGAACCAACAAACAAAUGAUAGGAGACAAGAAGAAAGAAGACCAGAACAAAAGCACCAGGAAACAAGGACUGAGAGAGAAAGAAGGUCAGAAAAACAAAGAAGUCAAAAUUCAAGAGAUCUGAAUUGGAGAGAUCCCAUAACAAAACACAUGUCAGACAGAAGUAUUCCUUCCGAUGGAAAUAAUUAUAGUAGAGUUGGGAAUAACCGAGAUGAGGACAUGUACAUUGAUUUGGAAAAUAGACGUGGUGAUCCAAAAAAGAAGAGAAGAGAGAGAAGAAAUUCUUUUUCUGAAAAUGAGAAACACAGACUCCAAAAUCAGGACAGUGAAAAUUUUAGAAGAAAAGAUAGAUCAAAGUCAAGGGAAAAGAAUAGAAAACAUUCGGGCUCUAAAAGUGAUGAGGAUAGGUAUCAGAAUGGUGCCGAGAGACGAUGGGAAAAAUCUGGGAGAUACUCUGAACAUUCCAGAGAAUCAAAGAAAAAUCAGGACCGGCGAAGAGAAAAAUCUCCAACGAGGCAAAAAUGAUUCUACAGAAUAACAUAAACUGAACAUGCCUUAUAUUCAGUUCAAACAAAGUAUUUUUUACAUUGAUUAACAAACUUUGUAGAGAACUCUUGUAUAAAGUACUGGUUUGUAUUUGUAAAUUUUAAAAAUGUUUUCAACAUGUUUUGUAAUUGAUAUAUUUCAAGGCCCUCCACAUAAAAUUAUUGGGAGAGAAAAGUCUCAACAGAAGGAGGAUGUUAAGUCUUACUUAUAUUUUGUGAAUAAAAUGAUCAAAUGCUUAUUGAA